This is a messenger RNA of Quercus robur (English oak), 1675 nucleotides long. Its product is annotated as probable protein phosphatase 2C 76. Gene Ontology annotation, cellular component: nucleus; cytosol. Gene Ontology annotation, biological process: protein dephosphorylation. The coding region runs from base 362 to 1411 and encodes 349 amino acids. The record is from RefSeq and is a predicted model, not a curated record. Gene Ontology annotation, molecular function: cation binding; protein serine/threonine phosphatase activity. The transcript is spliced from 9 exons. NCBI's taxonomy places the organism in Eukaryota, Viridiplantae, Streptophyta, Magnoliopsida, Fagales, Fagaceae.
CUUUCUUUCUUUUGCUGUCUGUGUCACUCACUCUCUCUCUUCCACUUCGAAAUCUCACUCAUACAUAAUAUCUUUCUUUCUAUCAAUCAAUCUUCACCUCCUCGACUCUCUCUCUCUCUCUUAGAGAGAGAAAGUGCUCUUCAUCCUGAUUCUCAUCACUUCCUCUUAUCUCCUCUCAGAUUCGGAUCCAUUCCACUUGCUCCAAACCCGACCCGCUUAACACGAUCCGGUUUCUUCGAUCCGAUCUGAUCCGAUCCGAUCCAUCCUUAUCGGAGCCGUACCACGAGUCUUGUCCGUCCAUAAACCCGUAAUAAUUCGGUGUACAAGAGAAAUCUGGUGCUGGAGGCCAGAUAGGUUGAUUAUGCAACUGUUGCAUAGAAAUGUGAUUGCUCAAGCUGGGUGUAUAGGAGUAUUUUCCAAAAGCAUAGUACAAUUGUGUUGUAGGAGGAGGAGUUUGCAUGUGGGUCUUGGAUUAAAUUAUUUGUGGAAUCGCCAGUUUAGUACUAGUUUAAGAAUGAUGGUUGAUGCGAGUGCAACGGAAGAACGGCGACCCAUUAUUGACGUGUUGCAUGAGAAGGAUGAAGAUGGUGGAUUUGCUACCGGAGGGUGGAAAAGUGAAGAUGCAAAACUGAGCUGUGGAUAUUCAAGUUUUAGAGGAAAGAGGGCAACCAUGGAGGAUUUCUAUGACAUUAAGACAUCCCAGAUUGAUGGGCAAACAGUCUGCCUAUUUGGAAUAUUUGAUGGUCAUGGGGGUUCUCGUGCAGCUGAGUAUUUAAAGGAGCAUCUUUUUGAGAAUCUCAUGAAGCAUCCAAAAUUUAUAAUUGACACCAAAUUGGCUAUUAGUGAAACAUAUCAACAGACUGAUGCUGCUUUUUUGGAUUCUGAAAGAGAUACAUACAGGGAUGAUGGUUCUACCGCAUCAACAGCGGUGUUGGUUGGUAACCAUCUAUAUGUUGCCAAUGUUGGAGAUUCAAGGACAGUAGUAUCUAAGGCCGGCAAAGCAAUCCCUUUCUCUGAAGACCAUAAACCAAAUAGAAUUGAUGAGCGGAAGAGAAUUGAAAGUGCUGGGGGCAUGAUAAUGUGGGCAGGAACUUGGAGGGUAGGAGGCAUAUUAGCUAUGUCUCGUGCUUUUGGUAACCGUAUGUUGAAGCAAUUUGUUGUUGCAGAGCCUGAAAUUCAGGAUCAAGAGAUAGAUGAAGAAUUUGAAUUGCUUGUGCUGGCAAGUGACGGACUAUGGGAUGUCGUACCCAAUGAUGAUGCUGUAUCUCUUGCCCUAACUGAAGAAGAACCUGAGGCAGCGGCUCGGAAGUUAACAGAGACUGCUUUUACCCGUGGCAGUGCAGACAAUAUAACAUGCAUUGUGGUUAAAUUUCACCGUGACACAGCAGAUCCAGCCAGCCCCCAAGCAUGAUUAGAAAUUUUUCUAUUGCAUGUGCAGAUUAAUUAGCAUUUUAGAUGAUUAAUUAUUUGAAAUCUGCACAUGCAUAUUGGCUGAAUGUGCAUAUCAACAGAGGCAAUUUGUUUAUUCAUUAGGUACAUUUUCAAAUCUGCUUGUAUUGAGAACAUGGUCUUUCCACAUAUUUGUAUGUUGAACUGGUUUGGUUAAUUGUCUGUAGAGGUGUCAUUUGGAUAUUUUAAUUUUAAUAACAAAGGCCUAAUGCUUUCUCUUUUGUUA